Myodes glareolus (Bank vole) is the source of this 5266-nucleotide messenger RNA. Its product is annotated as beta-galactosidase-1-like protein 2. The record is from RefSeq and is a predicted model, not a curated record. Gene Ontology annotation, molecular function: beta-galactosidase activity. Gene Ontology annotation, biological process: carbohydrate metabolic process. Lineage: Eukaryota; Metazoa; Chordata; Mammalia; Rodentia; Cricetidae.
CCCCGCCCCACCGGGCCAGGGCUUUGGCGGGCCGCUGAGUGCGGCUGGAGUGGGAACCCGGGUGUCUGCCCGCCGCGUUCGCAAGAUGCCCAAGUGGAGCCUGCGGCGGAGGCCGGGCCGCACACUCGGACUCGUGCUGCUGCUGCUCUUGAGUUUCCUGGUGCUCCGCAGGUUGAACUGGAGCACUCUGCUUCCUCUAUGGCUCCAGAAUCGGCGCCUGGGACUUCGAACAAAAGGCCCAGACUUCAUGCUGGAGGACUCCACCUUUCAGAUUUUUGGGGGAUCCAUACACUAUUUCCGUGUGCCCAGGGAAUACUGGAGGGACCGCCUGCUCAAAAUGAAAGCCUGUGGCUUGAAUACCCUUACCACCUAUGUGCCCUGGAACCUCCAUGAGCCAGAAAGAGGCAAAUUCAACUUCUCUGGGAACCUGGACCUGGAGGCCUUUAUCCAGCUGGCUGCGAAGAUUGGACUGUGGGUGAUUCUGCGACCGGGGCCCUACAUCUGUAGUGAGAUUGACCUCGGGGGCUUGCCCAGCUGGCUCCUCCAAGACCCAAACAUGAAACUGAGAACAACGUACCGUGGCUUCACUAAAGCAGUGGAUCUUUAUUUCGACCACCUGAUGUCCAGGGUGGUGCCACUCCAGUAUAAGUACGGAGGGCCCAUCAUCGCUGUGCAGGUGGAGAAUGAAUAUGGCUCCUAUAACAAAGAUCGUGCAUACAUGCCUUACAUCAAGAAGGCUUUGGAAGACCGUGGCAUUAUAGAGAUGCUCCUGACCUCAGACAACAAAGACGGCCUGCAAAAGGGAGUGGUUGACGGAGUGCUGGCCACCAUCAACUUGCAGUCACAGCAGGAGCUGAAGGAACUAAACAGUGUUCUCUUAUCUGUGCAGGGCAUUCAACCAAAGAUGGUGAUGGAGUACUGGACAGGGUGGUUUGACUCAUGGGGUGGCUCCCACAAUAUCUUGGAUUCCUCUGAGGUCUUGCAAACAGUGUCUGAUAUCAUCAAAGCCGGCUCCUCCAUCAACCUGUACAUGUUCCACGGAGGCACAAAUUUUGGCUUCAUAAAUGGAGCCAUGCAUUUUAAUGACUACAAGGCUGAUGUCACCAGCUAUGACUAUGAUGCUAUAUUGACGGAGGCUGGAGAUUAUACUGCCAAAUACAGCAAACUUCGAAACCUCUUUGGAACCUUCUCAGGUAUCCCUCCACCUCCUCCACCGGAACUUACUCUUAAGAUGAUCUAUGAGCCAAUGAGGCCAUCUUUCUACCUCUCACUGUGGGAUGCUAUCCUGCUCUUGGAUGACCCAGUCCAGUCUGAGAUUCCCAUCAACAUGGAGAACCUGCCAGUAAACAAUGGUAACGGGCAGGCCUUUGGGUACAUUCUGUAUGAGACCACCAUCUUCUCCUCUGGAGUCCUCAGUGGCCUUGUGCGCGACAGGGGGCAGGUCUUUCUGAACAGAGUAUCCAUAGGAUUCUUGGACUAUAAGACAACGAAGAUUACUAUCCCCUUGACCCAGGGUCACACUAUGCUGAGGAUCUUGGUGGAAAAUCGUGGGCGAGUCAACUAUGGGGAUAAUAUUGACACUCAGCGGAAAGGUUUAAUUGGAAAUCUCUAUCUGGAUAAUAAUCCUCUGAAAAACUUCAAAAUCUACAGCCUGGAUAUGACAAAGCCGUUCUUGCAGAGGCUCAUCAUGGACAAGUGGAGUUUCAUUCCCAAAGAGCCCAGCUUUCCUGCUUUCUUCCUGGGCGCCUUGUCAGUGGGCAUUUACCCCUCUGACACAUUUCUGAAGCUAGAGGGCUGGGUGAAGGGGGUUGUAUUCGUCAAUGAUCAAAACCUUGGACGCUACUGGAACAUAGGACCUCAGGAGACUCUCUACCUCCCAGGAGUCUGGCUAGAGAAAGGACUCAACAAGGUCAUCAUCUUCGAGGAGACAAUGGCAGGCUCCGUGGUACAGUCUACUGAUACCCCCUACCUGGGCAGGAACCAUUAUGUUAACUGAACAACAGUCCCAGCCUUCCUGCUGUGGCUGGCGACUUCCUUCCGUCCUCUGCUGCAGGAGGGUCUUCAUACCUAGCAACCUCAGGGAACAAAGGGCUAUAGUCAACUCAGUCCAAAAUCCUAAACUUGAGGGGACUGAAGAGAAGAUGGGGUAGCAUUGUCUAGGAUACCCUCAUACUGAAAUGACUUCUCCCCAGGUUUUGUGGUUGAGUCCCUUUCUGCUCCCCUAAUCUUUCUGGGGAGGCCAUAGAGCUGUCUCUGAGGGUGAAGUACGUAGUUGGAGCACCUUCAAAGAAGGUGCUGAAGCUGGGUGGAUACUGCCCUCUUCUGGAAAUGAAGGCCUCACGAGGCCAACCUGCAGGAUACAGGAAGGCUUUUAAACAUCCUAGGAGGGCGUGGCCGCUUUCUGCUCUUGAAUUUGCGGAUUUGCCACUGUUUGUAGAGCAAAGACAAAGCAUGUCUUACUUGAGUCAACUUGAUUUAUGUUUCGGCUUUCCUCAGCUAGUUCUGGGGUUCUGGAAGAAACAUACAUCUUUUCCUUUUCAUUCUGUCUCUUAUGACAUUGAAUCAGUUGAUAAGCUGGGCUUAAGAGAAAUAGACAUGUUCAGUACUUAUCUUCCUAAGUUAAGAGAGCAUUUGCUAUUGUUCUGAGUGAGGAGGAGAGUCACCAAAGAGGAACAGCUUCACCAGGGGAGGAGCUGGGGAUUUCAGCAGAAGCCACCUCAUAUCCAUGCUCUUUGUGAGGGAAUGGCAGAAGGCUCAGCUAAGUGGCACUAGGCAGCUGCUUCUGACCCCACAAAAAGAAUUUGGGGUUUGCUACAAGCCACAGGUCUAGCAGGGGCCUUGUUUCCAGGCCAGCUGACUCACUGAGCACUCUUUCCCCUGACUGAAAAAGCAGCAGGGAGGAGGGAAAGCGGCCAGUGUCUGUCCUGUUGUCUCAAUCCAGGUUGGAGACUCUUGUUCUAGGGAUUGAGUGCAAUGGCUUGCUUUGGGUUUGCCACCCUACACUGCAAUAAAGCAAUAGAUUUGAAGCAAAUCUUCUUUGUGGAUGUCUCCAGCUUGUCUGUGCCACUCGAAGCAAUGGGAGAAAAAUCCAGACACUGAUGGUACCCAACUGGUGGAUGGCACAUGCCCUGGCUUCUUACCACUUUUCCUGAUUUUAGUUUUCUUUGAAAUGUCAUUGUGUUAAGAACAAUCCAAUCUCAUGCUGGUGGAUAAGAAUAAGAACAUUCUAGAAAGCCAAAACCGCAAUAUAUAACUUAGCCUUAGGUGAGAGUCUCUAUUCAUAAAUUAUAUUGAUAUGUACUACUUUCAGCUGGCUAUCUUCAAUAAUAGUGAAAAUCAAAGAACACACAUCUGUGAGGACAGUGUCCCUAGAGAAGCCCAGUGAAGAUGGAUCAGGCAAGCGUAGGGUGAACGAGAGGCUCAGGCUGGCGAGCUGGAUCCUCGAGUGUUGCUGAAAGCAAGGCUUGCGGUGGAGUCAGGGUGUGCAGGCUUGUGUGUAGCAGCUGAGCUAUGAGCCCUGGUAACUUACUUAUGGGUGCUCGUGGGGCACAGCCCAUGUCUCCCUGGGCCUGAGAAAUUGAGUUUGUUUUUUUCUUUCUUAUUGUCUUUCUUUUUUAGAUGUGGUCAUGUUAUGUAGCCCAGGCUGGCCUUGAACUUUCAGUUCUCCUGCUGUAGCUUCCCAGGUACUGAGAUGAUAAGGUUGUUCCAUCAUGCCAACUCGAAGGGCGCUUUUUUUUAAAAAGUCCUUUAUUUGUUUUUAAAGUUUUAAAAUAAAAUUAUACGACGAUUAUUUGUUUACUGUGUGUGUGGAUUAGGUGUAUGUGUGCCACGGGUACGGACGGUCAGAGGUCAGCCUCCUUGUGGGUUGUCAGGGUUGAGAGCAAGUGUCUUUACCCACCAAGCCAUCUUGCUGGCCCUUCAAAGGGGGCUUUUUAAAGUGCAGAUUACAGAUGAGGCUUGAAGAGCCAGUCAGACUAAGUCCCCAAUUUUAGCCAUGCUUGCAGGUUCUUCCUGAGAUGUCUUGGACUAUCAAGCAUCCAGCUAAGGUAUAGAUGAGUCCAGGAUUACUUGAGUAAAGCCAGAGCCAGAGAGCAGUGUUAAAUUGUCACUUUGCCUUGCAUUACAUAAGAACGUGUUUCUACCAAGCUGCAUUAAGCAGUGCUGUCCUUCUGUAAGGGAGCAAAGAAUUCUGAGUUACAGCUUUAUGCAUACAUGAUCAGGUAUAUAUUGGGCUUUCUGUAGAAACAUUUUUCUCUGCUUCCCCAGCCUGUGCCGGCCGACCUUAGCUCUCCAGAGUGACUAGUUUACCCAGAUCCUGUGUGCCAUGAACCCAUCUCAGUCCCCGCAGAGUACUUCCCCUUAACCAACUUGCCCUGAGACUUUGCACACCCAUUAUUUCUUUUGUCUGCUCACUGUGUGGGGUCACGCCUGUGGGAUCUUGACACCAACACUUUCCGGUGUUGGUUCCCAUUCUCACUGCAAGUACGCGGAGCGCUGACCCUGACUAUCUGUUGCACGUGCAUUACAAGGUCAGAAGCAGAACUCCAUUUUCCUCUCCUGCACUCUGUCCUGUAUCAACAAAUGGAAAUUCUGGCCUGUGUCUUGGGUCAUUUUGGCUGCUGUCUCUUCAUUCCACACCCAACCCUUCCUAGGCAUGUUUAGAUGCAGCCACUCCCUCGACUCCAGAGCUCGUGCUCCCAUCCCAGCCACCAGCAUCUUGUAGCUGGCUUAUCGCAGGGGCUGCCUCCCCAGUCCCCUGCCUUGGCCCAUUUAUCCUCAGCACAGGAAACAAAGUGGAUCUCGAAGGUCAGUUCCAUCAGUGGCUCCCGAUUUCACUUAGAGUCGAAAUCAAACGCUUUACCCUGGUCCCAGAGGCCAGCUGCUUCCAGGCUUUCUUUCUGACUUGCCGACCACAUCUCCCAUGCCACUGCUCCCACCCCUGCCCCCUGCCCAGUCAACUGCAGUCACGUUACUCUUUUUUCUGAGCUAUAGGUAUGAGAAGCUCUCUGCACAUGGGGGCGUUUCUCUCUUACCAGGAUGCUCUGCCUCAGCUGCAGGUUGGCAUGCUGCUGUUUGGCUCAAGGCCCCGUACCAGGGAGGUCUUUCUUGCCAUGCUUUAAGGAACUUCCGCCUGUCCCACUACUACCCUCCAUCCUCUCCAGCAAUUCUGCCCUUCUUCCAGCACCUCACACCUGAAAUGCUGCGGGAGCUCCGUUGUCUGUGUCCUGGAUUUGGUGGGUAAGCUCCGUCAUGCUGGAUCCUGACU